GGCGAGGGCGAGGCAGUUGUAGCAACACCCGGUCGACUCUGUGCUUUAUAUAUUCAACCCAGCCCCCCGCUGGCUGAUGGGUUGACGGCGGACACCUAGGUCGCACGCUUUCGUAGAGCGACCGCAUAUACUCACUCCAACACCUCACAUCAACAGAGACCCUCACUACAAUGUCUCUGCAAAGUCGUAGAAAGGCCGUCGGCCAACUGUUUGCCGUUGGGUUCCACGGCACCGAGAUCAACGAGGACAUCCGGACGCUGAUCCGCGAUUACGGCGUCGGGGCGAUUGUGCUGUUCAAGCGCAACGUGCGAGACGCGGACCAGCUCCGCGGCUUGUCCCAAGGCCUCCAGUCCAUCGCCAUGGAGGCCGGCCACAGCCAGCCGCUCUUCAUAGGCAUCGACCAGGAAAAUGGCCUCGUCACGCGCAUCUCGCCGCCCGUGGCAGCACAGAUGCCCGGUCCCAUGUCCCUGGGCGCCACGGGCUCGCUCGAGUCGACGCAUGCCGUCGCCGUCGCCACCGGAGAGAUGCUGCGCCAUUUCGGCAUCAACAUGAACUACGCACCCAUCGGCGACGUAAACUCGGAGCCCCUCAACCGAGUCAUUGGCACGCGGAGCCCCGGCGACAACCCGGAAACCGUCUCCAGCUUCGCCGCUGCGUGCGCCCGCGGGCUGCGAGAGGCCGGCGUUGCGCCCUGCAUCAAGCACUUUCCCGGACACGGCGACACGGAUGUCGACUCACACUAUGGCUUGCCCGUCAUCGACAAGUCGCGAGCGGACUUGGAUAAGACGGAGCUCGUGCCGUUCCGAGACGCGGCUCGUCAAGGGAUCGAGAUGGUGAUGACGGCGCACAUUUCCAUGCCUCAGCUGGGCUCGAAGCUUCCGUCCACCCUGUCGCCGCAGGCGAUUGGAAUCCUGCGCAACGAGUUCGGCUACGACGGUGUCAUCAUGACCGACUGCCUGGAAAUGGACGGUAUCAGAGCCACGUACGGCACCGUCGAGGGCGCUCUGAUGGCGAUCCAAGCCGGUGUCGACAACGUCAUGAUCUGCCACACAUUCGACGUACAGGCGGCAGCCAUUGACCGAAUCUGUGCUGCGAUAGACUCCGGCGAAUUAACUCAGCAGAGGAUAGACGAAUCGCUGAAUCGCCUCAGCAGGCUCAAAUCACACUUCACCAGCUGGGACACGGCCCUUCAGACGGGGACACCGGAGGCGCUGCAGAGUCUCAACACCCAGGGCUUCGAACUGGCUUCAGGCGUCUACAGAGCUGCCGCGACUCUUGUGCGGUCAAGGCCCGAUUUCCUGCCCGUCUCGCCAAGCGCAUUAACCGUGUUUGUGUCGCCCGGCCCGAAUAUUCCCGUCGGCGGCGGCGCUGUCGACAGCGGCGAUGCCACUCUGCCGACGCGGGUGCCUUGGGUGAAGAGUGCAUUUGCCGACACGAUACGUCAUCACAAUGGCGACGUGGUGGACAUUCGCUUUACGGAGACGGGCUUGACCGAUGAGCAGUGGAAGCAGGUGACGGAUGCCGACGUGGUCAUUCUGGCAACCCGCAAUGCCCUGGAGUCGCCCUACCAAAAGGAGAUGGGCUUGGAGAUUGCCCGCCGUCGCGAGAACAGAGGGAUAGUGGCGAUUGCGACGUGCGCACCAUAUGACUUUUUGGAAGACGAAGACGCCAUCGGUACAUAUUUGGCGGUUUAUGAGCCCACAGUCGAGGCUUUCAAAUCGGCAAUCGAUGUCGUCUACGGGAACGAGAAGGCCCUCGGCAAGCUACCAGUGCAAUGGCCUAGGGUGUAGAGUACGGCAGUCUCUGUUGCGCAAGGAUGCGGAUGGGAGCGUCGACCCGAGUUUGGCCUCUCGAUGGCAUCGUGUAUGUGAAGGCUCUGAGCGUGUCAGUGUCUAAAAUGAAUAAACAGUGGCCCGGAACGUGGAGCAUGCACAUAUUGUUGUUGCCCUGGCGCGUUCCGCUCACAUGGGCUGUUGUCAAUGACCCUGAGCGACAUAUUCAAGGAAGUGAAUGGAACGAGAAGUGCACGGCUAUUCGUUCACUGAACGCUGAAUUAGGUG
This is a messenger RNA of Purpureocillium takamizusanense, 2060 nucleotides long. RefSeq names its product Beta-N-acetylhexosaminidase. Gene Ontology annotation, molecular function: hydrolase activity, hydrolyzing O-glycosyl compounds. The transcript has 2 exons. The record is from RefSeq and is a predicted model, not a curated record. NCBI's taxonomy places the organism in Eukaryota, Fungi, Ascomycota, Sordariomycetes, Hypocreales, Ophiocordycipitaceae. The coding region runs from base 171 to 1790 and encodes 539 amino acids. Gene Ontology annotation, biological process: carbohydrate metabolic process; peptidoglycan turnover.